GACACUAAUAAACUAAGUCACUAUCUACUAAUAAUCUAGUCUAUAACUAUAAAUGUCUUAAAUGAGUAUAAUGUCUAUAUUAUAGACCAGAAUUUAAUAUAGAUCUAGUGAAUUCUAGUGCUAUUUAUUUACUACUAUAAUGUAGUAUUAGUAUAACUAGUAAUUAAACUACUAUGACUAGAUCUGUAUAUAUGAAUUAUCUAGCAUGUAUUAUAAUAUAUAGAUUAGUAUAAUAUAGUUAGUCUUGUAUAGCAGUAUUGAGUAUAACACUAGCCCUAGAUCUCGUAGGCCUACUAGUCUACUGUCUCUCUGAGUCUGGUCAACUAUCCUGCAGACCUAGUGCAGUGAUACUAAAUAUGGCCGGAUAUUCGGCUGGAUCAGGAGCUACUCUACUAUAAUAUCUAUCUAAUAUAUUCUAGAUAAUGGAGGGGCCAUCUUUCGAAUUCUUGUUACCAUUAGCAAAGUUAUAAUUUUUAAAGAAUAAGAGUAACUUAAUGUCAGCAUGAAUAUGGAACGACUGAAGUCUGUAUUGAUUGAAGCAUAGAAUAGUUAAUAUAGUUAUAGAUCUCUAGAUAACCAUAUCAGCACAAAGGUUGAUAAGUAUUGAUUUUUAAAAACUCAAAAGAUUUAAAAGAUAUGAAUGGACUAGAAAUUAUAGACUUUUUCAAACCUUUGGAAGACAACAAAAAUCUCUUCAUAAGAAAUAUUGUUUUAUCAUCAAAUAUACCUGAUCAGGAACAAGUUAUUACUCACAGGCUGCACAAAACAUUCUCCAGGUAUGGAUUAUUGUAUGAGGUUCAGGUUUUACCUUGUCAGACUUCAAAACUUCAAGAAAAUACUUCAGAUGAAAAGUCUCUACCUCAGACUGACAUAGAGAGCCUCUGCUAUUAUGCUUUUGUCAAAUUUUAUUCCUCUGUUUCUGCUGAAAAGGCAAAAAGUGCACUAAAUUUAACUCAUUUCGUUGGAACAAAGGCAUGCAAGGUGACAUUUGCAAAAAGAAAGAGAACUGGAUCUGAAAAACAAGUUCUGUUUAUAUCACAAUGUUUUGACUUGGCUAAUUUCUAUUUGGGCUUCAAUGGCUGGUCAUCUUCUAUAAAAGAGUUGAAAAGGGAAUUAACUGAUGUCUGUUUAUCAAGCAAGGAAGACUACUGUUGUUUUGCAUGCACUACUAAUAUUGUUAUACACCAUCAUGGCUUAAGUGUGAAUGGGAAAGGUUUCUCUUUGUUAAAAUUUUCUUCUGAAGAUCCAGCAUCUCAAAUUAAAGCACAUGGUCGAUGUAUGAAACAAGCAUAUCAGGAUAGUAUACAGAAGGCAUUCUCAAAAGUUAUUCUAGUUAUCUUAGGUAAUGGAAAGGUGUAUACAGAUAUUAAUUCCAGUGUGCCUGAAGAUUUAGAAGAGUUUCAACCAUCAUACAAGAGUGUUGCGGUCACUGAGUUAGAAGUAGAACCGGAGUUAGCGAGUGAUGAAGACAAUUUGGAUGAAGAAAAUAUCAAUAUUCUAUCUGAGUUAGAAACUGUGUUCAUGUAAAUAGAAAAAUUUGCUGUUUCGCUUUGUAAAAUGACUGGAAAUUGAAAUGCAUUUCUUCAUUGUUUAAAUUUGUUAAGUUUGAAUGUAGUUUAUGUCAGUAAUGUUGAAUGUUGUCUGUAAGAAAUGAAUAUAGAUCAUUGCUUGCAUUUCAUGAAAACGUUUUAAAAAAUACUUGUUUCUGGCCACAUUUUGGUGAUUGCUUGAAAUAGCAUUACUCAUAUGUGAGUUUUCCCUUGUAGUAUUUAGUAUCUUCUAUUUGAAAUUUGUAGUGUGUAUAAACAGUUUUUAUUUUAAUGCGUAUGUAAUUGGUUAAUAUUAAUGUCAUUUUUAUGACAGUUCUUAACUGUUACCUUCACAGAAAAUAUGAAAGUGUUUCCUGGAUAUGCAUUAUAAUAACAUUGUGUUGCAAUUCAUUUGUGUUCUUGUAAUGUAUAACUCUAAAACACAUUGUUUAGCUAAUAGUUUACAUGUAUAAUAUGUAAUCAAUGUAAUAGUUCAAGAAUGUCUAGACCUUUUCUUAAGUUCAAGUAUGGGUUGCAGUGGUUGUCUGGCAAAGGAAUAUGAAGGAGACUUGGUUUUAUACUUAUGAAUUUCAUAAUGUUCUUAGUAUAACUGAUUAGUAAAAUGUAUAAGAAAUAUGUAAAGGCAGUUGAUCAUUGUCAUAGCCACUUGUUACCUUCUUCAGUACUGGUAAUCAUUGAUCACAAAGAUGCAGAACUUUGAAUAACCUGCUGUAUAGAACUCUUUUACUUAGAUCCUAUCACUUUAUAGAAAGUAAAGUUGUAUUUUCUAUUACUUAUUUGUUGAUGUCAAUAAAAGAUUUCAUACAAAGA
Messenger RNA from Biomphalaria glabrata, 2360 nucleotides. Its product is annotated as RAD52 motif-containing protein 1-like. Bases 637 to 1527 code for a protein of 296 amino acids. The record is from RefSeq and is a predicted model, not a curated record. The transcript is spliced from 7 exons. Gene Ontology annotation, cellular component: nucleolus. NCBI's taxonomy places the organism in Eukaryota, Metazoa, Mollusca, Gastropoda, Planorbidae. Gene Ontology annotation, molecular function: RNA binding.